ACAAUGUGGCUGUUCUAACCAAUCUUUCCCCUAUAGCAAGAUCACCCUGAACUCUACUGUGAUAGAUACCAACCAGCGUGUUUCAUUGCACAUAACAGAGCAAUAAACAGUGGUAGCAGCAAGCGCAAGCUCAAACUACAACGACGUCAACUAAAACUCAAACUACAUCAACUACAACUACGUCAACUACUGUGAGGAUGUCAAAGGACACACCAUCAUUUGAUGGGACUGGUUAUAAACGGUACCGCCAGCUUGCUAAGAUAUGGGCAACUGUAUCAACGGUAUCAGAAGAACACAAAGCAAUGACGCUGAUCAUGUUUCUCAAAGACAAAGCAUUAGACAUUGCUCUAACCAUAGAUGAAGCACUUCUUAAGACCAAGAAGGCUGAUGCUGACCCACCUGAGACUAAAGUCGGUGUUGAGCUACUUAUAGCCAAGUUAGAUGAGAUUUACCUAGAGAGUGAUGAUACUCUUGGCAAAUAUGAAAGAUUUGAAAACUAAAGAAGAAACUCAGAACAGAGAAUGACUGAAUUUAUCCUGAUAUUCGAGAGUCUAGAACGAGAACUGAAGACAGAAGGAGUGACACUUCCUGAACUAGUGCUGGCCUAUAAAUUACUAAAAGCUGCCAAUCUGUCCAAUGCAGAUGAGAAGUUAGCUAGAGCCACUUGCACAGCUAUGACAAUGGAAGAUAUGAAGAAAUCACUCAUGAGAUUGGCUGAUUCCCAACUCAAUAAGUCCAAAGCAGAAGGAUCUGAUAGUCUUCCUAUUAAAGUGAAAGCAGAGCCAUGCUAUCUAGCUUUAGACGAUGGACAACUUCCAACAGAAGCUUUUGAAAAAGAGGCAACAGACUCAAAUGCUCUCCCAGAAGAGCAAGUAAUGUUCAAUAGGAACAGACCUGGAAACAAUGUUAGAGGAAAACAAAGACCUUUUGACCAGAGAAAUGACAACAGACAGGUUUGCUACGGGUGCUACUCUCCAGGACACUGGAUCAGAGACUGCCCUCUUAGAGCUCCUUUCAGACAGCAAAUGAACUUCCAAAGGCCGCCUUACCAACAACACACCAUGCCUUAUAACCAACGCUCAAUGAGGUACAUGCAACGCCCUAACAACCAACAACCAGGCUACAGACAAGGACCGCCCAACCCAGCCUAUUACAACCAGCAGAUUCCUUAUUAUCUAUCAGACAUGAUUCCCAACAAUGAAGAGUUUUACGGAUAUGACCAAGAAUACUAUGAAGAACCUACACCUACAGAGAAACCCAUAUUCUUCCAAUCCAACGUCGGUCAAGAAGAAGAAGCUGUUUUUCUAGUUGGAGAAACUGUCAAUAAAGCUUUGUUAGACUCAGGAGCAAGUAGAACAGUAGCCGGGGAAAACUGGUAUUCAUGCUUUCUAGAUUCUCUAGAUGAUGAGACAAGAAGCACUGUUAAAGAAUUCCCAGCAGAGCUAAUCUUCAGAUUUGGAGUAGGAACCCUAGAAUCUUCUAAGAAAGUGAUCAUCCCAGUCACAAUUUGUACCCACGAAAUUUGGCUUGAAGUACAUAUCGUUAACAGUGACAUACCUCUUCUAUUAUCUUUAAUGUCAAUGAAGAACAUGGGAGUACACCUUAAUUUCGAGACAGACACCGUUACUAUCCGUGGAGAAGAUUACAAGCUAGAGUUGACUGAAUCAGGUCACUAUGUGAUCCCAAUCAAGGAACAAAACGUGAAAUUUGAGUCAAUAUUGAUAGCUGAAGAAAGGUCCCAAGAGAUAAACUUGAAAAAGCAAGCAAACAAACUGCAUAAACGAUUUGCCCAUGCCCCCAUUGACAGAAUAGUCAAGCUACUAAAAAACGCUGGAGUAGAGGCUGGCAAGCUAGAAGCCCUAGAAGAGAACCUAAAGAAUCUUGAAAAAACUUGUGAGUUUUGCCUCACACACAAGAGAGCACAUCCCAGACCCAAAGUCUCUCUACCCAUGGCUAACUCUUUCAACGAACUGGUAGCUAUAGAUCUGAAACUGAUUGAAGGGAAAUGGAUCCUCCAUGCUAUUGACUACCUUACAAGAUUCUCAAGCGCUGCAGUACUGGAAAACAAGACCAGUGAUGAAGUAAUUGAUAAAUUCUUCACGAUUUGGAUUUCUAUGUUCGGACCUCCCCAAAGAAUUCUCAGUGACAAUGGAGGCGAAUUUGUAAGCUAUGCAUUUGAAUCUUUAUGUGAAAGCUUUGAUAUUAAACAAAUGACAACAGCCGCAGAGGCGCCAUUCUCUAACAGCGUUUGUGAGAGACAUAACAGCCUCAUUGGAGAUAUGACAGAGAAGGUAUUCUAUGAUGUAAAAUGCCCUCUCAAUGUGGCACUUAUGUGGGCAGUACAUGCCAAGAACACCCUUAUCAACAUACAUGGCUUCAGCCCUUAUCAACUAGUGUUUGGCACUAACCCUAACAUUCCAGGUGUAACCUCCAGCAAUCUUCCUGCUCUUGAAGGGACAACACCUAGCCAGAUUGUAGCAAAUCAUUUGAACAGCUUACACAAGGCCAGAGAAGCUUAUGUCAAAGUGGAAAACAGCGACAGGUUAAGAAGAGCACUAAUAGGACGGGUUUACGAAGGAACCCACCAAAGAUUCUUACCUGGAGACACUGUAUAUUUCAAAAGAACAAACACUAAAGAAUGGCAUGGUCCAGCGAAAGUCAUCGGACAAGACGGUACAAGCGUUCUUGUGAAAAAUGGUGGAUUACUGGUUAAAGUUCACCCAUGUAAGAUGGUUCUAAAACAAGAAGCAGAUGAACAGAUGAAUAGAAAAGAAAGAUCUCAAUCCAGAGCUCAAAAAACAAACUCUGAUCAUACUUCUACUCAAAAAGACUUUAACACUCCAAAUCUCGAUCCUGAAGAGAUAAGUGCUCAAGUAAUACCUGAGAUCCAAACCAUUACUAGAACGACAGAUCAAGAAGAACCACAGGAACCAACAAACAACCUACCUGGUGAAACUUCAGAGCCUACAAUAGUUGAAGUUGAAAACACUCCAGAACCAACUAUAGAGACAACUCCCAAAGAAGUGGAACAAACAAAGCAACCUCCAAAGGCAAGGAAACCUAUGAAGAACAAUCAAGGCUUGAUAACUGCAGUAAGUGAAGGAGACACAGUAGUAUUCCAAGAACCUGGUUCUGACACAUGGCACAAAGUUCAGCUUACGUCUAGAGGAUACACUGUCAACAGUAUUAACAAGAACUACUGGAAUGUCAUGUCAGAGGAUGGAAUAUUUGUUUAAAUUUUACAAAUUGCAUGAUAUUUUGGCCUUUGGGAUACGUGUACUUCUAAGUUGUAUAAUGCCUUGUAAAGUACAUUUUAAAAGUUACUUAGUAUUAGUAAUACUUUUGAAACUUUCAACAACUUUUAUACGUAUGUAUGUAUGUUUUUAAAAAUACAUGAUACAAAUUUUAUUGUUUUUAUUCAGC
Molecule: messenger RNA, 3423 nt
Organism: Bolinopsis microptera
Lineage: Eukaryota; Metazoa; Ctenophora; Tentaculata; Lobata; Bolinopsidae
Exons: 2
Coding region: 522-3236 (904 amino acids)
Biological process (GO): proteolysis; DNA integration
Molecular function (GO): zinc ion binding; nucleic acid binding; aspartic-type endopeptidase activity
Source: RefSeq, a predicted model, not a curated record